Molecule: messenger RNA, 426 nt
Organism: Leishmania major strain Friedlin
Lineage: Eukaryota; Euglenozoa; Kinetoplastea; Trypanosomatida; Trypanosomatidae
Exons: 1
Coding region: 1-426 (141 amino acids)
Molecular function (GO): oxidoreductase activity; metal ion binding
Source: RefSeq, a predicted model, not a curated record
AUGCACGUGACCUGCCUGUGCGCCGCUGCGUCGGCGUUCUACAUCCCGAUGAUGAGGCUUGUAAGUGCCGGCUCGCGGAGGGCUUCGGGCCCGAAGAUCCGGUCGAUGAACUUCGAGAACCCCCCGCUGAUCGUGACGGACAAGGGCGUUCGCAGGUUCGGGCUGCUGGACGCCGUGGUUGCGACGCUAAGGAAGGACGCUGGAAUCACGAGCAUGAUAGUGUGUGACGACUUGCAGCCGAACUCAACAGUGGUGAGCGUCUACAACGGGCGGAGGAAGGUGCUGAAGGAGAGCAGGUGCGACUCGAUCAUCGGCUUCGGCAGCGUCUCUUCGCGGGACGCUGCGCCACGUCAUUGCGCUGCUCGCACGCAUACAAGCACUCGCAACCAGCAGAGACACGUUCCACGACGAAUAUGGGUACCCUAA